UAGCGUCCUGGAAUUUUCACUUGUUUAAGUUCAAAAUCCAUUACACUUCCAUAGUGUUCCUGCAUCAAAAUCAUGAUAGCGUCCUGGAAUUUUCAAUUGUUUUAAGUUCAAAAUCCAAGGCAUGAUCAUAGUGUUUCCGCAUCAAAAUUAUGAUGGUAUAUUGGAUUUUUUACUUGUUUUAAGUUCAAAUCCAUCACACUGUCAUAGACUCGUAGUGUUUCCGCAUCAAAAUCAUGACAGAACCAGGACUUUUCACAUGUCAAAGUUCAAAAUCACGAGUUGAUUUUGUCACUAUUUAUGUAACAUAACUCACAUUUGUGUUGUUUGUGUACCAAAUAUUACAGGCAGUUCCAUUGUAUCUUUCAGAAAUGGCACCUGCAAAAGUAAGAGGAGCCGUGAACCAAUUGUUUCAACUAUCAACUUGUUUGGGAGUAUUAAUUGCCAAUUUCGUCAACUAUGCAACUGAUAAAAUCCAUCCAUGGGGAUGGCGAUUAUCUCUUGGCAUAGCAACAGUUCCUGCUAUACUCAUGUUUGUUGGUGGACUUUUCCUUCCCGAGAUGCCAAAUAGUCUCGUUGAACAAGGGAAAUUAGAGAAAGCAAGGCAAGUCUUGGAAAAAGUUAGAGGCACACCAAAAGUAGAUGCAGAAUAUGCUGAUCUAAUUGAUGCAAGCAACGCGGCGAGAGCUAUAAAACAUCCAUUCAGAAAUUUACUCUCGAAAAAAAAUAGACCACAAUUGGUGAUUGGAGCUAUAGCAAUUCCGGCAUUUCAACAACUAACCGGCAUGAACUCUAUUCUAUUUUAUUCACCUGUUAUUUUCCAGAGUUUAGGAUUUGGCUCUAGUGCAGCUUUGUAUUCAUCUGCUAUCACCGGUGGCGCGCUUGUUGUGGCUGCGCUUAUCUCGAUGGCACUUGUUGACAAGUUUGGUAGAAGAGCUUUUUUCUUGGAAGCUGGUGCUGAAAUGAUAAUAAUCAUGGUAGCAGUUGCCAUCACUUUAGCAUUGAAGUUUGGACAAGGUGUAGUACUCCCAAAAGGAAUUGGC
Molecule: messenger RNA, 1040 nt
Organism: Capsicum annuum
Lineage: Eukaryota; Viridiplantae; Streptophyta; Magnoliopsida; Solanales; Solanaceae
Product: sugar transport protein 14-like
Biological process (GO): monosaccharide transmembrane transport
Cellular component (GO): membrane
Molecular function (GO): monosaccharide transmembrane transporter activity
Source: RefSeq, a predicted model, not a curated record